UUAACGAAGAGGCAUGUCAUGUCAUUCAUCCUCUGAAGAUCACCAAAACUGCGAUAGGAAUAUCAUUUUUUGCUAAAUCACUUAAUUUUUCUGUCAUUUAACCAUUUUGUCUUCAUUGCUGCCAUCCAAACAGAUGCUCUUUGUGGUCAUGAUCAAAAGUUAAAACAACACUCGGUUCCUGGUGGUUCAAGAUUUCUGUGGGAAUACCAACUCCGUUAUUGGCUGUGCUGAUAAUCAAUAACAUAGCCAUGUGUAUACUGAGGUCAUCAGCUGCAGUUUUGUUGGAGUACUGAGAGUAUGAGAUGGAGACAUCAAUGUGAAGUUGCUUAUGAUGAAUCAUCAACUUGGUCAACAUGGGCCCUCAAGUCCUCUCUUUGAUUUGGUCCAACCAGGAUCCAAGAGCCCACUUGAUGCGGACAUCAAGAACACCAGCAAAUUCUUUGAGACAGAUGCCAGGCACAGAGGUCCAGAUUCCUUCCAGUUCCAGUCGCGGAUGCGAACCCGUUCAACGACGGAAAACAGCAGCUGCGUGCCCCACAAUCACGAAGAUACCCUGGGAUCUCGGCAGAUGGAAGUAGCUACCGCACCUCUGUCGGGAAGUCUGCCAAACUCGACGGGAGCUUUCAAGAAAGCUCUCUCAAAAUCCAACUCUCUUGAUAAUCCUGCAGAGAAGGCCUCUCCUGACACCUUGGUGUCAUUCUCAGACGAUGAUGCGGUGAUUUACAGUAGCUCUUCCUUUGAUUCUAUAGAACACCCUAUCACCAAGAACCACAAGCCUCCUGUAACAAGACAAUCAUCAUUUCACAGAGAGUCCCUCCAGGACAAACGAGCCAUUCCAGUACAGGGAAUCCGUAUACAAAGGACUAAGGAUUCCCAGGACAAUCUACUCACGGCAACUGCCAUCUCUUACCUCCUGCUUUGGUAUUUCUUUAGCUUUUGCACACUCUUCCUCAAUAAGUACAUCCUAAGUUCUUUGAAAGGCAACCCAGGAAUGUUGGGUUCAGUACAGAUGAUGAUGACGACAAUCUGUGGCUUCAUCAAGAUGCGCGUGCCCUGCUGUCUUUACCGACAUACAGUGAGGGAUGAGAAGCCACACAAUUUCAAGAGAAAUAUGGUUCUUCUAGGCAUAAUGAGGUUUGCCACCGUAGUAUUAGGUUUAGUAUCGCUGAAACAUAUAGCAGUGUCUUUUACCGAAACAAUAAAGAGCUCCGCCCCUUUCUUCACCGUCGUAUUAGCCAGUGUUGUGCUUCGCGAGAGAACAGGCAUGUGGGUCAAAAUGUCUCUUGUUCCUGUCGUUGGGGGUCUGGCGCUCACGAGCUGCUAUGAGCUCAGCUUCACCAUGAUUGGAUUCUCUGCUGCCAUAGCAACAAAUCUUGUGGACUGCCUCCAGAAUGUAUUUUCAAAGAAACUCCUAAGCAGUAGCAAGUACAAAUAUAGCCCUCCUGAAUUACAAUUCUACACAAGCACUGCAGCUGUUAUACUUCUUAUACCAUCUUGGUAUUUUAUAUUGGAAAUUCCUUUUAAAGAUGGUGCUCCUGACCAUGUUCUUGUCGUGGCAUUGAUAGUUGAUGGAAUCUUCUUUCACCUUCAAAGUAUUACUGCUUAUGCCCUCAUGGGCAGGAUAUCGCCAGUUACUCACAGCGUUGCCAAUACUGUAAAAAGAGCACUCCUCAUAUGGCUCUCCAUCCUGACCUUCGGUAACCCGGUAACCUUGUACAGCGGCAUAGGAACCCUUAUCGUCGUGUUCGGGGUCCUCCUCUACAACAAGGCGCGGGAGCACGAGCAGCUGACGAGGGAAGAGGCGAAAAAUGUCUGGCGCCAGACGCAGGAAGUAGAUUUAUGACAGGGUGACCCAGAGUAGCAAGUAUUGUAGUUAUGAUUAUGUGUUAUAUUGGCACAUUAAUGAUGCCAUUGAAAUUGACCUCCAUUAUUGCCUAUGAAAUUGACAUUGAUAAUUUGGCAGAUGAAAUUGACACUGACAUUGCAAUGUGAAAUUCACAUUGACAUUUUUUUAUGUACAAAAUCAUUAUUCUGUGAUCAUUGAUGAUUAUGGCUUCAUUGCGAUAAAUCCUUGGCAUGGACAUCUGAACUUACUUUUUAUGUGAUGAUUAUUUUCAUUGGGCAGUGACUUUGACACUGUCGUUGACACCAACAUUGUCAUUGUCAUCGUCAAUGACAUUGUGACAAGUGUAUUUUAUAAUGAAUCUGCUUGGUAUUGCUAUAUACAUAGUCAUUGCCAUUGUUAUACAUUCACCAAAUCCAUACCAGUGCCGUUGGUCAGUAUCAUUUCUUAAAAAAUGGCACGUGGCAUCUUUCAGUGGUAUCAUUGAUAUCGUUGGUGUAUAUUUUCAAGACGUUGACACUAUCCAGGGAUGUUUAUACCAUAGAUGUAUACAGUA
Lytechinus variegatus (green sea urchin) is the source of this 2399-nucleotide messenger RNA. It is a transcript of the gene slc35e2b, whose product is annotated as solute carrier family 35 member E2A-like. Gene Ontology annotation, cellular component: Golgi apparatus. The record is from RefSeq and is a predicted model, not a curated record. Gene Ontology annotation, molecular function: antiporter activity. The coding region runs from base 329 to 1843 and encodes 504 amino acids. Lineage: Eukaryota; Metazoa; Echinodermata; Echinoidea; Temnopleuroida; Toxopneustidae. The transcript has 8 exons.